This is a messenger RNA of Microbotryum saponariae, 5102 nucleotides long. The record is from the annotation of a GenBank genome assembly. NCBI's taxonomy places the organism in Eukaryota, Fungi, Basidiomycota, Microbotryomycetes, Microbotryales, Microbotryaceae.
AUGGCCGCCUCCUCGAGUGCCAACAGCGGCGCUCUUAGCCGCGCGGGCCAAGAAGGUGUCGAAGUGCUUUCACAACAACAACCCCAAUACUCGAAUGAGUCAUCGAACAAUCUGCGCGCCGGUCAAGGAAGGCCGUCCUACGCGCCGUCGACCCAGAGCGAGUACUCUGUUGCCGGAGGCACGGCCGCGCCGUCGUUCUAUACCGCCAAUUCCGAAUCGGGGCAUUCGACCACUUACGCCGACGCCAGGGACGCGGACAUGAGCUCGAUUACUCGGUCCGAAUCCCAGGCCUCGACGAUCGACGACCGUACGCACACCUAUGCCGCGCAGCCACACGAAUCGCAGCAGGCGACGCCCACGGUUGGUGGCCCGGCCUCGAUCCUGCCGCCCGCCGCGCUCGAUCAACAAGGCGGUUACGCCUCGCAUACGUCGACCGUACGAGGCCACCCUGCCACGGACGGCGACACCGGCAACGCGGAUGUGGCCUUUGCUGGGAACCCGUCGAAUGACGCCGCCACGCACAUCCCCGUCACCACCGCAUUGCCCGUGGUCGAAUCGAUGAACCCUUCAGCGGCGGUCGCGCCCCAGGACGGCCAAGACCGUUCCCGACCGGAAAUCGUCAACCACGCCUCGACGGGCUCCGGCAAGACCGCCACCGGCAUCACCCCUUCUUCACCGGGCAAGAAAUCCAAGUCGAACCAGGAUGGCAAUUCGGGUGAUGGGUCUCACACUCCCGGUGAAGAGGUCCUCGAGGAUCCGGAGAUGGCUCACCUGACGGACGAGCAGCGCAGGAUCGUGGCAGAACAAGUGUACGUCCGGCCUUGAGAGGAACAUUUCCCAUCUCUUUACAACAAAUCUUUUAGGGUUUAUCGAUGUCAUUCACGGUCUCUGAUUCCUUUGUCACGGCUUGAACAUCCAGACAAUUGGUCAUGACCCCAACGGUCUCAUUUUGGGGCCUGUUCCGUUACACGACCAAGUUUGAGAUGUUCCUCAACUUUAUUGGUAUUUUGGGCGCAAUCGUAGCAGGAGCUGCACAGGUCAGUUCCAGCAGAAGACAUGCCUGUGGCCUCCGGAUUGGAAAGCUGACCCGCGUGCGAGCGCUUCUCCGCAGCCCCUCAUGACGGUCGUCUUCGGUGCCCUCACAACCUCGUUCACGGCCUUCCAGUUGGCCAAGGAUCAGGCACCGAGUCUUCCCAACGGUGAUGCCGUCCUCGCUCGAGCUAGGGAGGACCUCUUCAAAGAGGUCAACAAGGAUGUUCUCUAUCUGGUUUACAUCGCCAUCGGAAUGUUCGUCGCGACGUGGGCGUACCAGAGCACAUUUGUGUACACUGGCGAGGCAUCUACAAGGAGGAUCCGAGAGGCUUACCUUCAUGGGGUGAUGAAACAAAAUGUAGCGUACUUUGACAAGUUGGGAGCUGGCGAGGUGACAACAAGAAUCGAGACCGACACCCAUCUCAUUCAGGAGGGCAUCUCGGACAAGAUCUCGAUUACGGUCAUGUUUCUCGCGACCUUCUUCACUGGUUUCAUCGUUGCUUUCGUUCGCAAUUGGCGUCUUGCAUUGGUUCUAUCGACAAUCAUCCCAGCCAUUGCAGUCUCUGGCGCCGUGAUGAACAAAUAUCUCUCGGCCUACAAGACCCAGCAACUCGAGGAGGUCGGCCACGCUUCGACGCUCGCCGAGGAGGUCAUUUCAAGUGUUCGUAACACCCAUGCUUUCAGCACCCAAAAUAAGCUCGUAGCAAUGUACGAUGUGCGCAAUGUGACGACUAUGGACCUCGGCAUCAAGUCAUCGCUCUUCAACGGUCUCGGGCUCUCGGUCUUCUUUUUCAUCAUCUACAGUUCGUACGCACUGGCCUUCUACUACGGAACGACCCUUUUGCUCCAAGGCCGCGCCAACGCAGGUCAGAUCGUCAAUGUCUUCUUUUCGAUCCUGAUCGGUGCCUUCUCGCUCGCCCAAAUCGCACCCAACUUGCAAGCCGUCGGGUAUGCGCGCGGCGCCGCGACCGCGAUCUUUGCCACGAUCGACCGUCAGCCCGUCAUUGAUUCGUCGUCGGAUGAAGGUCUCAAGCCCGAAAAGGUUGAUGGAUUCAUCGAGCUCAGGGACGUCGACUUUAUUUAUCCGUCUCGUCCCUCCGUUCAGGUUCUCUACAAGUUCAGUGCUGUGUUCCCUCGCGGCAAGACUACGGCACUCGUCGGAGGUUCCGGUUCGGGCAAGUCGACCAUCGUUGGUCUGUGCGAGCGCUUCUACGACCCCGUCGGGGGCUCGGUCAAGUUGGACGGCAUCGAAUUGAAGGAGCUCAACGUCAGAUGGCUGCGCAACCAAAUCGGCCUCGUCUCGCAAGAGCCCACCCUGUUUGCGGCGACCGUCGCCGGCAACAUCGAGAUGGGUCUCAUCGGCUCCAAGUACGAGAACAAAUCGAAGGAUGCGAAGCGCGAGCGAGUAAUUGCCGCUGCCAAGCAAGCCAACGCCGAUGGAUUUAUCUCGGCCCUCCCCGAAAGCUACGAUACGCUCAUUGGAGAACGUGGUAUGCUCCUUUCGGGAGGCCAGAAACAGCGCAUUGCUAUCGCGCGCGCCAUUAUCAGUGACCCUCAGAUCCUGUUACUCGAUGAGGCUACAUCGGCGCUCGACACUGCCUCCGAAGUGGUCGUGCAGGACGCCUUGGACCGCGCAUCGGCUGGUCGCACCACGAUUACGAUCGCCCAUCGCCUGUCGACAAUUAAGGAUGCCGAUCAGAUCAUCGUUCUCACCGCUGGCCAUAUUCUCGAGUCAGCCAUGUCCACUGAUGGCUCCUCCGCCCACGAGAUCCUGUUGCGCAACCCCGAGGGCGCAUACUCUCGCCUCGUCAACGCGCAAAAGUUCCGCGAGGCCGAAGAGGAGGAUGCUGAGUCUGGAUCUGACUCGGCUUCCGUCGAUGAGCGCGAGAAGUCCACCGCGAUCGGCAACUUGACGCGCGAACAGGUCGAUGAGAUGGCUAGGAACGAGAAGCCUCAGUUUGAGACGCUCAAGCGUGUCGGCACCGGUCGCUCCGCAGCCUCCGAGGCCCUGUCACAGCGCAACAAGGAGGACCUCGAGAAGGGCCGCACUAAGAAGCAGAAGCACUCGUUCAUCUACCUCAUUGGUCGCAUGCUCAAGCUCAACAGCGAUCGAAAGAUGGACUAUUUCCUCGGUCUCGUGGCUGCCAUCCUUUCGGGCUGCGUGUACCCCAUUUUUGGUAUCGUCUUCGGUGGCGUCCUCGGCAUCUUCUCACUUGAUGCUCAAACGCAGCGGGCCGAGUUGAGGGCCGGUGGUAAUCGCUUUGCCUUGUACUGUUUCAUCAUCGCUCUCGUCGCGACUGUCGGCAUCGCCGUCCAGAACUACUACUUUGGUCCGUCGUUUACAUGUUGCGCCGGGCCUUUCUCCGCGCGCAGUAUACUCAUCGAAGGCUUUGAUCACUCUUGCAGGGGCCUCGGCUGAACGCCUGUCGCGCAAGCUCCGUAAGAAUACUUUCGCUUCGAUUCUUCGUCAAGACGUGAGUUGGCUCGCCCACUGCCCCGGGUGUUGCCCUCAGAUCACUAACCUGUUCCCCGCGACCUGCGCCAGAUCGCCUUCUUCGAUCGAGAUGAAAAUUCGACGGGUCAUUUGACUGCUACGAUUGCGGACUAUGCUCAAAAGAUCAACGGUUUGUUUGGUCUCACCGCCGGUGUUAUUAUUCAGUCCUGCUGUGAGUUGCUUUCGUGGUGUGGCCGCCGUCGGAUGCCGGCUUCCCGCACUGACGGUUCAUGCUGCUUGCCUCUCAGUCACUCUGCUCGCUGGUGCGAUCGUCGGUCUUUCCUACGCAUGGAAGCUUGCUCUCGUGGGUAUUGCGUGUAUGCCUAUCACAAUCGCCGCCGGUGUCGUCCGACUCAGGGUCGUUGUGCUCAAGGACGUCAAAAACAAGAAGAGCCACGAAAAGUCCGCUCAGAUGGCCUGCGAGGCAGCGAGUGCGAUCCGAACAGUUGCUUCCUUGACCCGGGAAGCGGACUGCUGCCGCAUCUACUCCGAGUACCUCGACGAGCCGAUGCGUGUCUCGAACCGCACCGCGCUUUGGGCCAACAUGUGGUAUUCGAUCUCGCAAUCGCUCACCUUCCUCGUCAUCGGCUUGAUCUUCUGGUACGGUUCGCACCAGCUCGUCGACGGCGCAUUGUCGACGCGCACCUUCUUCGUCGCCAUGAUCUCGAUUGUGUUUGGUUCCAUCCAAGCUGGCAAUGUCUUCAACUAUGUCCCCGACAUGUCCAAGGCCCGAGGUGCCGCAUCCGAUGCUGUUGACCUGAUGGACUCGCGCCCCGAUAUCGACGCCGAGGAUCCCAGCGGCGAGAAGCUGACCAAGUGCGACGGCCACAUCAAGUUCCAGGACGUCCAUUUCCGUUACCCUACCCGACCGCACGUCCGCGUACUCCGUGGCCUCGAUCUCGAGGUCAAGCCAGGACAGUUCGUGGCCAUCGUCGGCCCCUCCGGUUGCGGUAAAUCGACUUUGAUCCAGCUUGUUGAAAGAUUCUACGAUCCCCUGGCCGGCCACGUCAUGGUCGAUGGUCAAGACAUCUCGCGCUUCAAUGUCAACUCGUACCGUGAUCACGUAUCGCUUGUCUCGCAAGAGCCAACUCUGUACGCCGGAUCGGUCAAGUUCAACAUCACCCUGGGAGCGACCGUUCCCGCCGACCAGGUGUCGCAGGAGCAAGUCGAGCGAGCUUGCAAGGAUGCCAACAUUCACGACUUUGUCAUGUCCCUGCCCGAUGGAUACGCGACCGAGGUCGGUGGCAAAGGAACGCAGCUCUCGGGUGGUCAGAAGCAACGCAUCGCCAUUGCUCGUGCCUUGAUCCGCAACCCCAAGAUCCUGUUGUUGGACGAAGCGACCUCUGCACUCGACUCUGAAUCCGAGAAGGUCGUACAGAGGGCACUCGACCAAGCCGCAAAAGGUCGAUCGACGAUCGCCGUCGCGCAUCGUCUGUCGACAAUCCAAGCCGCGGACAUCAUCUAUGUUUUGAAGGACGGCCGCGUCGCCGAACAGGGCCGACACUUCGAGUUGUUGUCCAAGAAGGGCAUCUACUUUGAGUUGGUCUCGCAGCAGGAAUUGGAGAAGCAUCAGUGA